Molecule: messenger RNA, 2512 nt
Organism: Meleagris gallopavo (turkey)
Lineage: Eukaryota; Metazoa; Chordata; Aves; Galliformes; Phasianidae
Source: RefSeq, a predicted model, not a curated record
UGGGCAGGAGGUGCAUGCUGCAGCUCGCCUCCCUUCCCUUGCCUGGUGCCGGUGUGAGCGCUGCCCUGGGGACGAGGGCCCGGGGAGAUGGUGAGCAGAGCCAUGGGCAGCGUGCCACGCACCGGCUCCGUCCUGCAUCAGGCACCGGCCCUGCAGGGCUGCGUGUUGCUGGAGCAGAGCAGGACAGGAGCCCCGUGACUGCUGUGGGGCUCUGGGCCGUGGGGAGGGAGAGGCAGCGCUGGGAGCCCUUCAGCAGUGCGGUGACAUUGCUGCCGGGCCAGGGCUCCCUUUGUGACCCCCAGUCUCUGUCUGGAUGGCGACCCUUUAGAGAGCAGCGGAACGGAUCUCCAUCGAGGUCCGUUCCCUGGAGUUUCUUUGUUCAUGGCGCUGAGAGUUUCAUUGCAGGGGGAGGAAGAGCUGCUUUGAAAAGCCCGUUUGCUCUUGCCAGUACUAACUCUCUUUUAUUUUCUACUUCCAGAGCCGUAUGUUUUGUAUCAGAGCCGCGGAGUAUGUCUCUGCACUGAAGCUGUGCUGAAGACCUUUGCGGCUGAGCCUGGAGGACCCACCCCGUUCAUGAGCGCUCCCGUGUGAGCUUUGUCCGGUGGCCGCUGUGUCGGUGCUGCAAGAAGGGCUUCGGGGGUCUUCCGCUCGGGCUUUGGGGUGCUUUUCUUUGGUUUGGUUUUGUUGUUCCGCUUCGUGCACCAUGUCGAAUUCGGGCUCCCAUCAAGACACUGGGAACAAGCCAGAGACGGAAAAAAAUAACCAAGAUGACUCUCAUCCCCCCGUCAGCUCCGAGAGGAGGAACAAAAGUGGAAUAAUAAGUGAACCUUUGAACAAAAGUCUUAAGAAGUCCCGUCCGCUCUCCCACUAUUCCACCUUUGGUAGCAGCAGCUCAGUAAGUGAACAUUCAGAGAAAGGCAACCCCUUAACUAAUGGCAACGAAGCAACUGUGGAUAAAAGUAAUUCUACCUCAAAGCACAAAAACAUCUCUAGUAUGCUGAGCAAAUUAGACAGGGUGGCAGAAAUCUCCUCAGAAGGACAGAAUGCCCUACAACAGUUUGCUCAGUCGACAGAAAUGCUCAAAAGAGUGGUACAAGAGCAUAUUCCUCUAGCAAGCGACCAUGGGACUGGUAUCUCUGAUAUGGAGGCAGUCUCAGCUGCAGAGACAAUGAACAGCCCCUCUGAUUUUCCUUACCUGGGGGCUUUUCCCAUCAACCCAGGCCUUUUCAUUAUGACCCCUGCUGGCGUGUUUCUGGCAGAGAGCGCGCUCCAUAUGGCUGGCUUGGCAGAGUAUCCAAUGCAGAAUGAAUUGGCAUCUGCCAUCAAUUCGGGGAAAAAGAAACGGAAAAGAUGUGGCAUGUGCCCACCCUGCCGAAGACGGAUAAACUGCGAGCAGUGCAGCAGUUGUAGGAAUCGCAAAACUGGCCACCAGAUUUGCAAAUUCCGAAAAUGUGAAGAACUCAAAAAGAAGCCUUCUGCAGCACUGGAGGUGAUGCUUCCUACAGGAGCUGCGUUCAGAUGGUUUCAGUAGGAACGGGAAUCCCAAAGCUCUGUCAUCCAAGUGCAAUGUCACUGCUUGCUUGUGUUGUCUCAGGCAAGGGAUUUUGGCUGAAAUGAAUGGAUGCACCUGUGUCUCUUUAGAACCAAAAAUAUUUUCUCGCAAAUUUCAUUCCUUGUUUUUAUAAUUUUUUUUUUUUUGUCGUUUGUUUAACAUCUUCGAGUCCUAGUCAGACAUUUAACUGCUUUUCAAAUAAAAUAAUUAAAAGAAAAAAACAAUGGAUCUGUAAAGUACCAAGACUUAAUAGACAGAGUAUGGACAAUCAGUUUCUUUCUGUGUUUUGGUGUUGAUGUUGUUUAUGUGUGAAAGAUGCAGUACUUGUGUAGGGAAUGUAAAUUUACAGUAACCUUUUAAAAUCUAGUUACUAAUAAGCACUACUGUAAUUUAGCACAGUUGUUUAAUUGCACCCUCAUUUAUACUUUUUAUUUGAUUCUUUCCCGUCAUACAAUAGAGUGGAUAGUUUCUAGAAUGCCUCAACUUCAUGUUUAUAAAUGAGAAUAUGUUUAAAGCGAUGUAGUACCCCUCUCCUCGCCAUUCACCUGCGUACGUUUAACCAGCAAGAAGUUUGGAAUAAAGGAUGGAAGGAAACAAUUGCUGCAAAAAUGGCGGUCUUCGAAAAAAAGGAGAAUUUAAAAAAGGAAAAAAAAGAAAAAAAGGAAAAAAAUACGUUCUUGUUAGUUUAUUAAUAUAGAACAAGAAAUACUGCAUACAGAAAAACUCCUCAUUGCAAUGGUUUACUCCUAGAAGCAAUUUUUGUAAACUCACUGAAGUUAAAAUCAAAAUAAAAACAAUAUUGCAGGACCUGUGCUGAAGCAGUUACGAAAAGUGAUAUUUCUCUUCUGUUCAAAUCCCCGUCUCCAGCUCUCUACAUCAUUAAAUUGAAAUGCUGUUUGUAAUGUUUUAGCGAUCCAGGCUGUUUUUGUGAAUAAAAUGAAUGCAUGUUUUGUGUCAUUA